Molecule: messenger RNA, 1200 nt
Organism: Ichthyophthirius multifiliis
Lineage: Eukaryota; Ciliophora; Oligohymenophorea; Hymenostomatida
Product: ubiquitin specific peptidase 8, putative
Exons: 4
Biological process (GO): protein deubiquitination
Molecular function (GO): cysteine-type deubiquitinase activity
Source: RefSeq, a predicted model, not a curated record
AUGGAUAUUGAGGAUUUAGAAGAAGAUACAUAAAAUAGUGAAUUAAUAUAAUAUUAUGAUAUUAUAAAAAAAUUUAAUAUUAAGCCUGUAGUAAAAAAUUAUAUAAAUUAAAAAGGAUUAACUGGACUUCUAAAUUUAACUAAUACCUGUUUUCUUAAUAGUGCUAUUUAAUGUUUAAGUAAUAUUGAAAAACUCACUUUUUAUAUGAUUUCAAAUUAGUUUAUUAAAGAUCUUAAUAUAAAUAAUCCUUUAGGAACAAAAGGAUAAUUAGCUGUUUCUUAUUCGAAUUUAAUAAAAUAAAUAUGGUAAGGAACCGAACCUUAUGUAUCGCCUAUUUAAAUAAAGAAAAUUAUUGAAAAAAAAAAUAAAAAAAUUCAUUGUUAGUUUAGUGGUUUUAAUUAAUAAGACUCAUAGGAAUUAUUAAACUUUAUUUUAGAUGGUUUACAUGAAGAUUUAAAUCGAAUAAAAAACAAGCCAAUAAUUGAAAAUAUUGAAUACUAAGGAGGAAACGAUGAAUUAUAUGCAGAAAGAUUUUUCAUGAAUUAUAAAUAAAGAAAUGAUUCAAUUAUAUGUGAUUUAAUGCUCGGAUAAUUCAAAAGUACACUUAUGUGUCCUGAUUGUAGAAAAAUAUCAAUAACUUUUGAUCCUUAUAUGACUAUUUCGGUUCCUGUUCCUUAGAUAAGGCAAAUAAAUUUAAGCCUGUAGUGGAAUUGUUAGAAUACUUUUUCCAUUUACGAUUGUAUAAAUGAAUUUGUUUAGGAAGAAAUUCUUCAAAAAGGAAAUGAGUGGUAUUGUAAUAUAUGUGGAGAACAUAAAUUAGCAAAAAAAAAGAUUGAAAUUUAUUAAACGCCUGAAAUCCUUAUUUUACAUUUAAAAAGAUUUAAAGUAGGAACUGUUAAUAAAUAUGGAGGUAAGUAUUUUGUGGAAUAAGAAGGGAAAAAAAUUACAUCACUUGUUGAUUUUCCUAUUGAAAAUCUUAAUCUUGAGGAUUUUGUACUCAAUAAAAAAUAAAUUUCGAAUGUUUACAAUCUAUUUGCAGUGAGUUAACAUUUAGGAGAAGCUGCAGGAGGUCAUUAUACGACAAUGGCUUUGAAUUUUUUGAACUAAAAGUGGUAUGAAUAUAAUGAUUAAAAUGUUUUAUAAAAGAAAAAUAUAGAGGUUAAAAAUUAAGCUUAUAUUUUAUUUUAUAAAAGGAAAUGA